Molecule: messenger RNA, 1545 nt
Organism: Musa acuminata AAA Group (dessert banana)
Lineage: Eukaryota; Viridiplantae; Streptophyta; Magnoliopsida; Zingiberales; Musaceae
Product: E3 ubiquitin-protein ligase SIRP1
Exons: 2
Coding region: 319-1299 (326 amino acids)
Biological process (GO): protein ubiquitination
Cellular component (GO): cytoplasm
Molecular function (GO): ubiquitin protein ligase activity
Source: RefSeq, a predicted model, not a curated record
GCAUACAUUAACAUCAACCACCGUCCGGAAAAGAAGACAACAGCAAAACAAAGAUUUAAAAUAGGAAAACAAGGAAGAGAGAGAGAGAGAGAGAGAGAGAGAACAAUUUUUACAGAUCAGUCGUAUGGUGGUAAGUGCACAAAUAGACAACCAAAUGAUAGCCUCUGUUCAUAUAUAGGGAUGGUGGAGAACCAUCGGAUGUGCUCCUUUUUCUGACCUCCACCAUUCUUUCCACCACCAUACUCGAUCCAUCCGAGCCCUGCCCUCGCCUCCGCAGACCGGAGGAGGGCUGUCUGUGGAGGGCGAGCGGCAGGAAAGAUGGGUGAGAGUGAGGCCAUAGCCGCUAGAUAUUGGUGCCACAUGUGCUCUCAAUUGGUGAGUCCGAUCGUGGAGAUGGAGCUCAAAUGCCCACAUUGUAACGGUGGAUUCGUGGAAGAGAUGGAUGCGAGAGGAGACAUGGACGAUCAGGCCCUCUCCCUGUGGGCCCCGAUCUGGCUCGGAAUGCUCGGAGGUGGCUCCUUGCGCCGCCGGAGAGUUCACAGGGAAGAGGAGAGGGAGAACUCGGACCCGGACGGAGACCGCCAAGUGGAGACCAUUCGACGAAGGCGGAGGAGGACCUCCGCCAUCCUUCACUUGCUCCAUGUCCUCCGGGAGGGGAACAGACGGGAGUCCGAUGGGGCCGACGCCGAGAGGGAGAACGGAAGGCGUCGGGAGAGCCUCAUCCUCAUCAAUCCUUUCACCGAUCCCAUAAUUCUGCAAGGAUCAUCGGAUGCCAACCAGCUGCUAAGCCACAGCAGCAGCACCAUCGGCGUUUCUCCGGGAGACUACUUUCUUGGCCCGGGUCUGGAUCUUUUGUUGCAGCGUCUGGCAGAGAGCGAGACGAGCCGGUACGGGACGCCGCCGGCUCUGAAAGAGGCCGUGGAUGCAAUGCCGACGGUGAAAAUCGAGAAGAAUACGAGUUGUUCGAUAUGCUUGGAGGACUUGGAGGUGGGUGAUGAGGGCAGGGAGAUGCCCUGCAAGCACACGUUCCACAGCGGUUGCAUCUUGCCGUGGCUGGACCUCCAUAGUUCGUGCCCUGUUUGCCGGUUUCAGAUGCCUGCCGAUGAAUCGAAGGUGGUCCCGAGCGCAGGCGGGAGUGUCAGCAGAGAGGGCGUCGGUGGUGGGGAAAGCCUUCCUUGGCCUUCCCAUCGCUUGUCCUCUUUGCCAGGGUCUCGGAGCAGCAGUAGCAGCUCUGUUUCGUCACCCCCAUCAUCGUCAUCAUCGACCUCAGGGAGUAACUCUCAGCCAAACGAGAAUUGAAGAUGCCGCUGCCUCGAGGGUUUUUUUGGGUAGCUUCUUGUACAUAUAUCGUUUCAUCUGCUGAUUUAGCAUGCCGAAAGAAGGAACGAAAGUACAUGCACUGUUCGAUUCUCGAGUUCCCCUCCUAUUGUGAUGGUUCGCUUUGGACGCGUAAACCUGCAGCAAACAGCAGGUAACAAUAUCUCAUCAUGUCUGAUCGAUUGCAGCGCCGGUUGAUACUAGAAAUCAUGCAAGUUCAAAUAUGGA